Tetrahymena thermophila SB210 is the source of this 3855-nucleotide messenger RNA. Its product is annotated as C3HC4 type (RING finger) zinc finger protein. The transcript is spliced from 3 exons. The record is from RefSeq and is a predicted model, not a curated record. Lineage: Eukaryota; Ciliophora; Oligohymenophorea; Hymenostomatida; Tetrahymenidae.
AUGUCUAGAAAUUAUUCAAGUAAUGAGAUAACUCGCAUAUUUAAUAUGAAACCAAAUCCUAUGAACAGUCAAAACGAAGGUAGCAACGAUAAUUUGCAAGAAGAAAGAACAAUUAAAGAAAUUUAAAACAUAUCACCCCUCAAUCAUCCCUAUUUCCCUAGGAUAAACAACAAGUAUUCAAACACCUUAACUCAAAAAAAUCCAUUGUAGAAUUUUAUUCAGCAAUAAAACUUUGAUGAUCAACUGAUAAAAAUGAAGCAAGCAGAUGAAAAUUUAGAAGGAUUAACAUUAGAAGAUAUCGUAUAAAAGCAAGAAAAAUAGUAAAACAUACUUCUUGAAGAGUCUAAAGAUUAAAAUAUAGAACAUAAUUAGCAGCAUAUUGACUCAAAGUAAUGUGAAGAGUAAGAUGAGGAGGAGGAGGAGGAAGAAGAAGAAGAAGAGAAUGAUUAUGAAUUUUAAUAUAACUAAAAUUUAAAUUCUUAAAGAAAUAAUAUGACAGAUGAACUAGGCAACUUUGUCUUCCACUAGUAAGCUCAAUAAGACUUGUUUAUUGAUAAAUUGAAUAAGCUAACAACUGUAUUUGAAUAAAUUUCGUCAGAUAUGAAAAUUUAACAAUAUAUAGAACCAGAGGAGCUAUUAAAAAUUAGAAACAUCCUGAAUUUUCUCUAACAAAUUAAAUCUAAGAUAGAAGACGAUGAAAAUAAUAGCAGCCUAAAGUAGGCAUAUAUUUAAGAGUUAUAAAGCUUUAUAAGUGGAUUUGGCGAUCAUAAAAAUUAUAAUGAUUACUACUAGGAUUUGUAUCUAUAAGCAGUUUAAAGAGAGAAGUAGGCUAUUAGUGAAUAAUAAAAUUAAUAAUAAGAAAAUCUUCACCAAUCAGACCAAUCCAGCAAUUAAGAACAGCAAGCAAAUGAACAAGCUGAUUUAUAGUCAAAUAGAGAAUCGUUUUCAUUUAGAGAUUACAUUAAAAACUGUAUUUUAAAGACUUAUUAAAGUAUUUAAGGAUUUAUGAAAAAUCCUCUAAAUAUCCUAAGAUGUCUUCUUUUAGCUCUAACUCUUCUUUUCUUUUCUUCUUAUUUUUCUAUACCUGAUAUGACUAAAUAACCACCCUCUGAAAUCUUCAAUUGGCUAGCUUAUAAUAGAGAAAGCAGGAUGUUAGUAGUCACAGGUGGCCUUUCUUUUUGCAGCUUUAUCCUGUUUGGUGUAAGGUAGCUAUACAUAACAGUGAUAGGGGCUAUGAGGAGUGAUCAAGAAAAGGCGGUUCUAAAUUUAUAUUUAGAAUAGAAUCCUAUUUUGCAUAUUUCUAUUAUAUAUAUGACUGAUCCUAAUAUAAUACCUCAGAAAUUCGAUUUGGCUGUUUGGUUAUGCUUUUAUUUUACUUUUAGCACUUUUAAAAUAUUCCACAGCAUUUGCAGUUAAUAACUAAAAAUGAUACUUUAAAAUAUAAAUGAUGACUAUUAAGAAGAAUUAAGGUGUAUUAAGAAAAUUUAGAGAUUUUCAGCAAUACUAUUUUUAGCUAAUUUAUGGAUUUGUGCUAUAGGUCUUUGGACAUUUUCAAUGAGUGGUUACUACAAAUUAUCUCUAUUGUUUUACGAAGGUAUUCUUUUUGGUUUUGACUCUUUUAAAAUUGUUAUAUGUACAACCAAACUGUGUGACCACAUGAAUUUCUAUGUGAAUUACAACACUGAAGAAAUCCAUGACCCUUUCUUCAAAAGAGAGACCCUUUUUGAUUCAUUCUAGCAUAUUGUUUAGCUUUUCCAUUUCAUUUAACUCAUUUAUAAUUAUUUCUUCAAGCUUGAUUACUAGUUUAUAAUGCACUUAUGGCUGUUAUACCUCUUCAAAAAAAUUAAUAUUUCUUUAAGAUAACUUAAAAAUAACUUCUAAGCCUAUCGCAGAUAUCGUAACAUCCAACUAAACUUAGAUAUAAUGUUUCCUAAAGUCGACAUUAGUUAACUCCAAAGCGAUGAUGUCUGUUCAAUUUGUCAUGAUGAACUGAUAGUAGCUCGUAGAAUUGAAACUUGUGGACACAAAUUUCACAUCAAAUGCUUGUUUAAAUGGUUGAAAUCUCAGUAAAACUCACGCUGUCCUAUCUGUAGAAGUGAGAUUCCUAAUCUUAAUUUUGAUAACAUAGCAAAUAAACCUGGUAUUUUUACUUCUGCAAUCGAUUUUUUAGCAAGGUUUUUAAUGCCAACAAUUAACUUUAUAUUUGAGCCAAGAGCACCUCAAUAAAAUGAAAAUCAGGGAGGAAAUAACUAAAAUGAUGAAAAUGAAAAUAACAAUAAUCAAGAAGUUCAAGCAGAUGAUCAAUAAAUUGAUUAAUAACAAAAUUUACAGAAUGCAAAUGGUCAAGAAAAUUAAUUAGAAAGCUAGAUCAAUAAUAAUUUAACUCUUCAAGAUAUUUUAAACUAAAAUCUUUUCGAAGGAGAUGAAAGAGAUGUACUGAUGUACUAACACUUAUCUUAGCUAAUUGCAUAGCAAAACUAAGAUAAAAAAGUUGAGAGCGAAUCUAAGGAAGACGAGCUUUAGCAGCUUCAAGCAUAAAGAUAAAGUUUAAGAGAAAAUAUAUUCUAGAUUUUCAAGCAAAGGAUGCUAGAGAAUUAAAACUAAAAGGAUAAUUCAGUCAAUAAUGAUUAGAAUAAAUAAGCUGAAGAUGAUGAAGAGUAUGAAGAUGAAGAAGAAUAAGAAGGAUAUGAAAAUUUCGAAUUUAAUGAAUAAGGUUUACAUACUAACUUAAACGAGUAUGAUAAAGAAAUGUAUAAUAUGAGUUAAACGAAAGAGUAGCUUUUGAAUUUGUAAAAUGAAUUUUUAAGCUUGUAAGAUAUUAUUAUGCAGAAAGAUUCUAAUAUUGACACAGAAUUAGUAUUAAAAUAAUUCUAGUAAAGGUUGGAAAGGGAACAAAGCAAGUUAAUAAACUUCUUAAUGAAUAAAAUCAUUUACAAUGAAGAACAAGGUACUCUUUAAGAUGAAAAUUAAAUAAUUAAUUAAGAAAAGAGUGUAGAUUAAAGUGAAACAAAACUUUAAAAUAACGAUUAAAACAUGAACGAAGUUAUCAAAAAUAAUGAAGAUAAUUAGAUUAGUAAGGAUUAUCUCUUAGACAAUUUAAAAAAUGAAGAAAGUCAACAUUCUGAAGAUGCUGAGGACUAGUAAAAAUAAGGGAAGGAUGAAGAAGAAGAAAAGUUUUCUGAUAAUAAUAUAAAUUCAAAAGGUUAAAUCCAACUUUGCUCAAAUGAUUAAGCCUUAUUAUUUGACCAUGAAUUCUUUUAGCAUACUUAAUUAAAUAAAGAAGUAGUGAAAUUAGAUACUGAAAAUAAUAGUAGCUAAAAAGAUACUAUUCUGAAAGAAAAAUUCAAUAAUGAUUUAGUUAAUGAUGAAAUUCAAAAAAUAGAAUAGAGUGAUGAGAUAUAGAAUUUUGCUAACGAAUAAGAAGAAGUGAAAUAAUCUGUUGGUGAAAACUAAAUGGUGCAAGAUAUAAAAGACCUUUAAGAUAAUCUUUUAAACAAUGAAAAGACUGACUUAAAUAAUAUUGAAUAAAUUGAAUAUUCUUAUUAAACACAAUUUGGAAUUGAUUUAUCUUCUUAGAAUAAAUAAUAAAAUCUAAAUGAUUAAGAUUUAUAAUUAAACUAGCCUUUGAUUGAUGAAGGUUUAAAAGAAUAAAAUACAGAAACAUAUAAUAUAUAAAAUGAUAUAAACUUUUUAAAUGAUGAAAAAAUUGAAAUAUAUGAAGACAAUAUUGAAAAACUUGUUUAGUAAUAAAAUUUUAAUGAAGACAUUUUAGAAUAAUAAACGCAUAUUGAUUCGAUUUAACAAAAUCAAGACAAAGCUUAACACUCUGAAUAGUCUGAGUAGGAAUAAAUCUGA